Aspergillus glaucus CBS 516.65 is the source of this 702-nucleotide messenger RNA. RefSeq lists its product as uncharacterized. The transcript is spliced from 2 exons. Gene Ontology annotation, cellular component: cytoplasm; nucleus. The record is from RefSeq and is a predicted model, not a curated record. NCBI's taxonomy places the organism in Eukaryota, Fungi, Ascomycota, Eurotiomycetes, Eurotiales, Aspergillaceae. The coding region runs from base 1 to 702 and encodes 233 amino acids.
AUGCCUCAAUUGCGAUUCCUUUGUCUCCACGGAGCUGGCACAAAUACGGAUAUCCUCCGUUCUCAGCUCGGCGCUUUAUCCCGCGAAUUAAGUAACGACCAGACGGCCGAUUUGCAUUUCCUUGAAGGAGGGGUUGACUCGCCUCCUGGCCCGGGCGUCCUGGGAUACUACGACGGGCCCUACUUCAGUUGGUACAACUGGCCACCGGUACUGGGCAGCUCCGAAGAUGCACAGUCCAUCCGGGAGGCGUACGAGAUGGUUGAUGAAGUGAUAGAGGAAGACGGCCCGUUUGACGGGGUGAUAGGGUUCUCUCAUGGUGGUGCUCUGGCCCAUGGGUUGAUGGUGCGCCACGAACUUCAACGACCGCAUGACCCCCCUCUGUUCCGAUGCGCUAUUUUCUUCAACUCAAUGCCGCCGCUGUUUCGGACAGACAAGGAUGAUGCGAAUGGAGUUGCUGGGCCGUGCAUAAUUUACGAUAAGCUGGCACUUCAGAAUUCGGUAUGCGGUGUGCUUUCGCUACACGUUGUGGGGCAGAAGGAUUUUGCCUACGAGCAUUCCAUGGCGUUGUACAAGGACUGGGAGCCCAAUUCUGCCAUGCUGAUUGUGCAUGAGCGUGGUCAUGUUAUUCCUAGCGACGUGAAGACGGCACGGCUGAUUGCUAAGGAAAUCCGAGAGAUGGCGGCUCGGCUGAUGGGAGUGUAA